This is a messenger RNA of Lolium perenne, 1512 nucleotides long. RefSeq lists its product as uncharacterized. NCBI's taxonomy places the organism in Eukaryota, Viridiplantae, Streptophyta, Magnoliopsida, Poales, Poaceae. The record is from RefSeq and is a predicted model, not a curated record.
UUCCGAAAUAGCCAUUCAUACCGCUCCACACUCCGUUCCCCUUCAGUGCAGGAAACCCUAGAUCAGGUCCCAAUGGCGGCCAGUACCGAAGAAGAAGCGGAGAGACUGUACAUGGCUUCGUUCAUCAAAUUCCGGCGAGGUUCGGGUUAUAUCCAUAGGAUACCGCCCACACGGAUCCUCAUGUUCCCAGAAAUCUUUGAGGUUGCGUGGGGUUGGGAGCGGAUACUGCCAAAAGACUUCUGUUCCAUGCCAUUGUAUUUGGAUUAUCUCAAGGAGUAUCACAGCAAGAAUCGCAUGGCCUGUGUCACCGCUGCCGAUGUCACGUCCAAGCCUGAGCAUUCGCCACACGAAGUCCGACCAGUGGAUGAUGUUACCCAAUGCCACCGGAAUGGGAAGGAUGACCUCAUUGCUGCCGCCAGAUCUUGUCUGGACAUGGAGAAGCAGUUCAUGUCCAAGUGGAACAAUCAACCCGUACACAAUGUGAAACUCCUGAGCGAAAGGAUCCAGGAGCGUGCCUGUUAUCUCAUUCAUAUGGAGCAAGAAUUCUCUGAACCUGCUGCAGCCAGCUUGUUGUGUAUCACCAAUGAGGCCACUUUGGCUUUGGAGCUGCUGAGAUAUGGAGCUAAAUCCACUGACAAGGAGUUCAUCUUAUGCAACUACAUCCGCCAGUGCGCGCUGAGUCUUAUGUACAUUGAAGGGCCGCAUUCUGAUGCCUCCACUGCUGCUAUGGUGGGUGUUGCCAAGGAGGCCAAGAAGAUACGCGAGUGGAUGGUGGCAAAUAAAGAACUUUAUCUUUUUGGUUCUUACGCUCUAUACCAUGAGAUGGGCCUUUGCGACUUGGUCCGGACUUCCACCUUUGGUGUUAUGAAGCAUAUACUGUCGAAUUAUACAGGGAACAGCGAACCGUUUGCGGUGAUGAAUUUUCGAGAGAUCAUGACCGAUAGUAAGGUGCAAAAGACCAUGUCAGGAACUUCAGACAAAAGUUUAUCACAGGUAUCAAGAGGAGACGAGCAUCGCACGAGGAGGAGAGGAGCAGCUGGACGUGAAGACGGACGUCAAGAUGGACGUGAAGCUGGACAUGGAGCUGGACAUGAAGAUAUCUCAUGGACGCACGAGGGAGGAGCGGGAGGAAUGCGCGAGAGGAGAAGAUGUCCAGGCCGGUCCAGCACCCGGUCCGACCGGCCGCCAGAUCGGCCAACCCGGUCACUGACCCGGUUGACCGGGCGCCAACCGGGCGCGAUUUAUCGUACCGGAUGAAACCCGGAAAACCUCGCAACUAUCCGGCUGCCGCCCGGUUGACCGGACCCCAGACCGGCCGAUCUGGUCCCUGGCCCGGUUGACCGGAUUCUAGACCGGAUUCGUCCGAGUCUGUCUCGACCAGAUCUAUUCUAGGUCGGUAAUUUUUGUAUCUUCUCGAUCAGAACUCGUCCCGGACGCCUAUAUAAGUGCCCAGGACGUCCCCCUAGCGGCUUUAGACCACGUUUAAGAUAAACCCUAGUUCUUAGUUGUUUG